This is a messenger RNA of Haemonchus placei, 565 nucleotides long. NCBI's taxonomy places the organism in Eukaryota, Metazoa, Nematoda, Chromadorea, Rhabditida, Trichostrongylidae. The record is from the annotation of a GenBank genome assembly.
GCUGUUCUGAAGAGUUUUCCCCACAACAACAUCUUACAUGUCGAAUGUUUAGAAUGCUAAAAAGUGUGCGGAGUACUUUCCCACCCAAGAUGGACCCCCUUUGGCCUUUGAAGGCGACGUAUAUGUUUCGUUCAAAAGACAGGAGAUGUUUCCUUUCCCAUUCGAGACUCAUGUAAGGGUUCAAAUCACGCACUUGGAAGUGACCGUUCCUGGGCAGCCUCCUCAUAGCUGUUCACACUAUCAUUGGCUUGAUUGGCCAGAUAGAGGUGUUCCAGAGGCUGAUUUGGCACCAGUAGCAUUACUUGGUAAACUAAAAGAUAGCAUAACGCCAAUAGUUGUCCACUGUUCCGCAGGAAUAGGACGAACCGGCUCAAUAGUACUUAUCGAACAUGCUUUGGAACUUCUACAACGAAAUCAGCCUCUAUUGGAAAUCAGUGGAUACUUACAGGACCUACGUAAGCAAAGGAAUAAUAGCAUACAGCAUGCCAAAUAUCUGGACGACAGCGUUACGCCGCAUUUGGAGGCGUUCACGAAAGAUUACGUCAAGGCCACCAAAGGAUUCUGA